AUGAGUGGCACGUUCGUUUUUCGGCGAGUAAGGCUCAGCGACGGGGACGACGAGAACGCCAUGACGCUGUUAAACGCCGCCCACACCCGAUUGAAAAAUAAGGAAAUUACCAAGGCUCGCGAACUCUUUAAGAAGGCGUAUGACAUGGUCAUGACAGAGACGCAGACCGCCCGUGAGCUGCUAGGGUUUUCAAAGGAAAAUAAGGUUACAAAAGAGAGGUGGGAACAUCUGAAUUGUGAGGGGUGCUAUAACGUUAGUCCCCAGGCACUUUGUGGCCUUGCCAUGUGUGCCAUGGUUUCAAGUGACAUCGCAGAGGCGCGGCGCAUCGUCCACCAGGUAUGUCAGAGGUUUCCUUUUGCGACACAGGAUCUACGUGAUGUGGCAGAGGCGGUGGUUUGCAUCGAGUUACUGAUUAUUGCUGAUUUUAACGUGCAAAGAGGAGAAUUACAUCUCGCUGCUUACGUACGACGACCUCACACACGACCCUGGCGCGUUAUACCACCAGCAUCUCAAGCUGGCUGUGGCACAUUUUGUGGAAAAACGUCACCACAAGGGUAUUGA
Molecule: messenger RNA, 561 nt
Organism: Trypanosoma rangeli
Lineage: Eukaryota; Euglenozoa; Kinetoplastea; Trypanosomatida; Trypanosomatidae
Exons: 1
Coding region: 1-561 (186 amino acids)
Molecular function (GO): protein binding
Source: RefSeq, a predicted model, not a curated record